AGGCAAUUUACGUCAUGAGCAGAAUGACGUUUGUUGCUGGCUGUGAGUCCUCGCGACCAGAGAGAGUUCAGGCAAGCAGACUGUGUAGCGUACAACAACGCGCACCAAAGUAGUCGGGCGUUUAUGGAAACAGGAAGCCGAGGGAAAGCAAAGCAAAGGAUUAAAGUCGGGUCUCUGUGUGACUUCAAAGGGCGCCUUGCUUCGUCGACCUAUGAUAUAAUGUAUUUAGUACAAUUUGAAACACUGAACAGCCGCCAUGGAGGGAAACGAGAGGACUUUUGGCGCUUUGGACAUGAGUACAGUCAGACUUUCGUUUAGGUUCAACGGUGCACGUAUUCGUUUACAACGAGUUCGCUGCAGGAGAGCUUUCAGCAGCUAGUUUUCUGUUCAUUUUAAGUUGCUGUGCUAGCUAGCUGCUGAAUAACUGUAAGUUAAGUUAGCGAGCUAGCUGACAGUUGAUUUUAGAAAGAGUAGGGUGGAAUCUCAUCAUUACCGUUAGCUCCACAGCCUUCUUAGCGCUAUGUUACACGUGUUUGAACAGUUGCUGUGUCGCGGAAAAGAUAUUAAGUAACUAUCAAAAGUCGACGGACAUUAGCAACACACAUAGGUGAAGGCCAGCGGUACUCCUUUAGCUGCUUGCUAGCUGCGUACAACCUAUAACAAGCUAACGUUAAUGUCAACUAACAUGGAGGAAGAUAUGCAUGUGUUGUCAGUGCAGUGUUACAUAAUUGCAAAACAGAAUUGUACUCGCUGGUCUCACCUUCUGCUCUUUGACGGCACGCAAACCGACUUUUGACAUCUUGGAUAAAAUACUUAAUGGCUGUUAAUUGACACUCCGAAGAACCCACGCAAAAUGGACUCAAACACUCUAAUCAGUGCCAUGGAUCCAUCCAUCACCCUGUGGCAGUUCCUUCUGCACUUGCUGGAGAACCACAGCCACAAGCACCUCAUCUCCUGGACGCCCAACGGGGAUGGCGAGUUCAAGCUGCUGGAUGCUGAGGAGGUGGCCAGGCUGUGGGGCCUCCGCAAGAACAAGACCAACAUGAACUAUGACAAGCUCAGCAGAGCCCUACGCUACUACUACGACAAGAACAUCAUCAAGAAGGUCAGUGGACAGAAGUUUGUCUACAAGUUUGUGAACUCCCCCGACCCCGCUUCGGCCGAGGGGGUGCGAGGGCCAGAAGAUGCUGCCGGACGGGGUGGAGAGGGUGCCCCCGAGGCGAUCCUGCAGUCCAAGCCUGCGGGUGCCCUGGCCGCUAUGGCCGGGGUCACCGGCAUCCCUAAGAGCCUCCAGCCCCAGAGGCCCUCGCCCAGCUCGGCCCAGCGCAGCUCUCGAAACGACUACAUGAAGUCAGGCCUCUACUCCACCUUUACCAUCCAGUCCCUGAAGACACAACCCCCCAAGUCCAUCAAGACUGAGGGCACACUCCUGACAGCCGAGUGCCUGCCCAAGGCCGGACCAGCCGCUGUGCACACACCAGAUGUGGCUCUGUGUGAGGUACGUCUGUGUGCCCCCGAGGCCCAGCAGAGCUCCCUGCCCCCCCACAGCAACGGGGUGGAGAGCGGCCUGCAGGUGAUCGUCACCCAGCCCUCACCCUGCGCCACACCCGCCCUGAGCCCGCAAACACCGUCGGGCUCCACCACGGGCAGCACGAAUGCUCACACACAGCAGACCCAAUCCAUGGGCGACUCUCCGCACAUCUUUGUGACGAGUAUUUCGGACCAGGGCUCCCUCAUUUCUCUGACGCCUGUUGGUGCCCCUGUUGGAACUGGGGAGUGUGUGGUCAGUCAGGCAUCCCAGGCACCCCAGGUAUAUGUGGUCAUCAAACCCUCAACAGUGAGUGCCACCUCCAAGGAGCCUUGUCCAUCCUCGGAUGAUGACCUCCUGGAGAUAGUCCUCGAUCCGAAGACAGCCGUGGAGGCUGUAGAGGCAGUGUCCAUCUCCAGGGAUGCUGAGGCCCCCACCCCUGUGGACGUCCCCGCCCCGUGUGUGGAGCCGGCAGGUCAGCCUGACGGGCAGAAGGAGGGGGAUGGAGAAACGGAGAUCAAGGUUGAGCUGGCAGAGGGCUCCCCAUCCCCCUCCCUGUCUGUUCCGGUGUCCACCUCCUCUCAGGAAGUGCACCCGCCCAAGGCGAAGAAGCCUCGGGGUCUGGAGCUACCCUCGUCCCCUUCCAUCUUACCGCCUGGCCUCUCCCUGGAUAAGGUCAACGCAGCGGUCAACAGCCUCCUGGCCCCCGGAAGUGCCACCAACACACUAACGCCUACAGUUAUCACCUCUCACGCCCUGACUCCGGUGUUGCUGACUCCUAGCCCGCUCCCCUCCACCAUCCACUUCUGGAGCACGCUCAGUCCCAUCGCCCCUCGGAGCCCUGCCAAGCUCUCCUUCCAGUUCCCCACCAACGGCAGCAGUCAGAUCCACAUCCCAGCCUUGAGUGUGGACGGCCUCUCCACUCCCGUUGUGUUGUCACCUGGACCUCAGAAGCCCUGAGCACCUGUCUGGCUCCAUCACCUGCUUCUACGUUCUGUAGUUUCACACAGCCUAGCCAAUGAGAGGUUAAGGACAGAUGACUGACAGACACACACUCCACUCAGAGAUCCCAGUGUGGCCAGUGGGCGGGGAUUUCUCAAUCUCCAAGCCAAUGACUGCACAGAACUGCAUGUUCCAGUGCGGCCCCAACUCACCUGAUUGGCUUGUCUACAUGCCUUGGCUGCCAGGUGACCCAGAGGUGGCAUCUGUAACUUCUCUUGCGUCAUAGAAAGUUCUAACUCAGUCUUUUUAUUUUUCUAAGAAUGUGUUUGUGCGUUUCCUUUUUCAUUAUUUAUUUUGUCUGAUUUCAACAAAGUAGACAUUUUGGUGCAUCUCUCUCUCUUUUUCCCCUCUCUGUUUAGUUGUGAACAUUUUAACACUGAGCACUUUUUCAGUGCAAUGGCGCCAUGAUUAAGCUCGUUUCUACUUUGGACUGAGCAAAAACAAAAAAGGAGAAGAGUUUUUGACCAAGUGAUGACAGUCCAUCUCUCUUUCUAGUCAAAUGUUUCCAUUUCAAAUUCACCAUCAGAUCCACAACACAAGUGACAAGGAUGUGUUAUGUGCACCGUUCGGCUGGAUGACUUGAAGGGAGGAACAUUUCUAAUGUUUGAUGCACUUGGUCUGCAAAAGGAGAGAAAGACGACAAGAGAACUUUUGUGACCCUCUUGUAUAUUUUCCAUUGACAGAAGAAUCUAUUUUCUAAAUCAGCUGGCACUUUUCCGAUGGAAUUUUCACAGCCAUCUUUUUGGAUUUUUCCUUUCUAGAGCUCUCUGCAUGAAACAUGGAUACAUAAGAUGAUGAGUGGUCUCAUUAAAGAGAUUCUCUUCUCGUUUUUUGACAAAUGGAAUGAGCCAACUUUGUUUAGUGAGAGAAAAGAGUCCAUGAGAGUCCAUUCGACCAUUUUAAACGGCUCUUUUGUUCUACAUACUGAAGCCAUUCCAUGUUUAGGGAAGGAACGAAAAAAUGUCUGACUGCUUUCUUGUGCUUCUCUGAUGUUGCAAAGCAUCCCUUACAAAGGCAGCCUCCUCAGUGGAACAAGGUCUCUGCAGUGUCGCAAGAAACCUUUUGGAAUUGUAUGUUGUUGUUAUUUUUUUUGAAUGAACAAAAAAAAACAUCACAGGCAACCAAAGAAAUAGCAUAAGCUGUUUGUAUACAAAUUGAAAGCAUCCUUCGUAGUGCUCCAGUGUUUGUCUGUUUUGUGGAAGGGCUGCAAGACACAGAAUAACACCACAAAUAAUCUGCAUUCAUUUAAAAAGUCUGGAGACGGGUGACUGUAAUGAAUGUAAGUUCUUUUAGUGGUGUAACACCAAGUGUAAUUUAGCAGGAGAGGGGGAAUCCAUCGUUUGAGGACACAACUGUGCUGUCAUUUUUGUCUCGGGCAUUUUCCCAGCCCCGUAUGAAAAGCAGUUGGCUUUUAGUGUCAUGAUGAAGCACCACUUAUGAGAGAUGUCCUCAGAUUUAAAUCUGUGAACCUUGCCAAGCAUAUUUAUUCAAAAUGAAAAUGUUUGACUUAUGAAACAAGUGUCAUCUCAACGUGUUACAAAAGGAGGUGAAAUGAUCCAUGGCUGUUCCCCUCAUCUCAGAGACACGUAACAAACUGAUUGUGGGUCCAGCAGCUUGUUCUCUGGUGCUGUUUGACUGAAAAGCCUCUUAUGCUCCUUAAUACAGAGUCUGAUUGAAAUGCUUGUAAGCAAUCCGGUCUUUAACAACACGGUCCAACAUCCCACCAAGCAGCCUUCCCAAAAUGUGUCAGCUCUUUUGCGGAUUUGGUGUCUGUCAGUAGGAAGUGAACGAUUUUGCCGGGGUUUGGCCAAAAUGACCCAAAAAUGAGUGUGUCUCAAGCUCUUUGUCAAGAAUGUGUUUUUUUUAUUAUUGUAGUACAGGAAUCUUUGUCAGAUUGUAUUAAGCACUUUUCAGAGAGUGCACUGUCUUGUACUUAUGUGUCAGGCAGCAAGAAUGCUGUGUUCUUUCAACAAUCAUAUCUGAGGAAUUGUAAUGAAACGAUCCAGUCAAAGCACAUUCAGACACCCCCUCCCAGCACUCAGAACAGUUCACAACAGAAUAUCCCAUUAGCUUGCUUGUACAGAUGUUACCUAAACAUCUCGCCAGUUGAGUACACUUAAGGUGACGAGGUAUUAAGAUGCUGAGAUGUGUUAUUGAAAUUGUUGUUUUAUAUUUCUCUGCAUGUAAAAUAUGGCGCUGUGCUCCAUGUCUUUUUGACUGUUCGCAUUUCUUAAUGCACCUGUUGCAGCUCGGCCUUGAAACACUUCUGCACAGCCAUCCAGAGAGAGAGAGAGCCCUUGAAAGAAUUAACUGUUAAAAGCGGAAGCUAACUUUAUACCAUGUAGUGAUUUCCUCUAUGGCCAGCUGAUUGUUCAACUGGUCAUCCAAGCCAAUGCGGAGGUCUCUCAUCAUGUUUAUCCAUUCCUUGGUCCCUGUGCUGACUGUUUGCUGAGGCUUUUUUAAAGCAUUAUUCACACCAAAAUUUCAUCCAGGUUGAAGCCAAACAGAUUUAACUGAAUGAAUGUACAAAAUCUUAAUAGUUUCUCUCUGUUGUAACAUUCCCAGGGCACCACCACUGACCCGUUCACUACGAUGUUGAGUUGAUCUUGCAGUUAAAGUUGUGAUGUGUGUCUGAAUUGAAUGGCAUAGAAAAAGCAGAAGUAGCACUUCAUCCUCCUGUUCCUAGCCUACACAGCUCUCAGACAUUCAGGUUGUAUUGUAAAUCCAGAUGUUGUAAAUUUGAGACGACAAGCUUCAACAUAUUGUUAUACAAAUUAUUUUUAAUUUAUGGGUCACAUGGCCUAUUUUAAGUACACAGACAACAUUUAAACGAAAGUGAAAAGCCUGCUUUUGUAGUGCACAGCAGUGGAAAGAAUUGUUUUUACAGAAAAUGUAAGCAGCUCGCACCUCUCAGUCUGUUAUUGUAAUUGUUAUGUUUGUCUUGUUUUUAAUGUUUUAAUCUUUUUAGCCCCAUUAAUGAAAUAUGUUUAGAUAUAAUUUAUCCUUACCCUUGUUCCCUACAUUUGCCUGUAGUCAACAUGUCUUUUUCAGAGGGAGGUGUGUUUGAAAGGAGAAAUCUCUGUGUGGACUGUCUAUCACCGGUUGUUGUCAUGGAGUGGUUUGUUUUUGCCAUAAAAAUCAGCAGAUCAUUAUGAAAACGAAGCCAUUUUACACAGCUUGACGAGCUUGUUGAGUCAACCCGGUGGAUUUUCACAAGUAGGGCAUAUCUCUCAUCCUUUACUUAUUAACCAGGCAAACAAUAACACCGCCUGCAAUAUGAAGUGGCUCACUGUGAUUUCUGUUAUUCUUAUGGGUCAUUUUAGAAAGCACACAUACAAAAACACACAUGCCCACGCACUGUGGCGCUUGUAUUUGGCACUCUUGGAACACGCUUUUGUUUGUUUUCAAAGUUGAAAAAAAAAAAAAAAACGUUUCUCUUCACAAUGUGUACUUACAUGCAGAUAUGAGCACAUUUCAUGCUAAGAGGAUAUAUGACUGUUUCAGGCUUGCUUAUUCUAAUUCUACAUGUCCUAAGCCUUGUAAUGGGGGUUAAAUGCAUUUUAAAUACCGCUUGGCCUGACUGUAAGCUCUCUCCCGCCCUCUAUCUCUCUCUCUCUGCAGUUCCUUAGCAUGAUGUUGUGUUUGCGUUUUCUGACUUACAACCAGUGUUUGAGCUUGGUUGAGUUUGACCACAUGGCCCUGAAUUGGGGGCAAGAUGGGGGGGUGGGUGGAGUUGUCCAAUGAGGUGGCACAACCAGAUGUGUAUGUGAGCUUUCAUAUUUGUACAAAAGCAGUGGACGUAAACAAACACGUUUCUGGGUUAAUAUGCAGUAUAGAUUACGCCGUUCUUGUGGCAGCAUGGCAAUGUGAUUGUUCAGGUCUGUGUUGCUUUGUAUUUUCAGAUGAAAGAAUAUUUUGAUAGACAGAGUAGUUUUGUAAAUCAUUUGAAGAUGACAAUGAGCUCAUCCUUGGUUGAGCUCAACCUUUCAGAGGAAAAGGUUACGUUUUAUCUUGGCACGUGACCUCAACCAGUUUUCCCUCUCUGCAAAGUCAACUGAGUGAGAAUCUCUCUAUAGACUGUUAUAGUUACAAUUUAGAAGAAAAAUAUGGAGAAUAAGCCAAAGCCUUAAUAUUGAGCAUUAGAUGAAUAUUUUGGCAUGUAACACUUAUUUGAAAAUUGUUCACAGUAAUGUGGAAUAUUAUGACCCAUUGCUUUCCCAGCUUUAUAAAGAAUAUCUGCUACUGCUCAAUAGUGGUGUGCUGUUUUUCUGAUAGAUUCAUCAUCAUUGUUAGGAGUGACCAGGAUGUGUUUGAUUCUCUAUCUGUGUAUGUUAUGCAAACUAAGGGCCAGGAUAUGAAAAAGCCAUUGAAAAUGAUUUCAGCUCUACAAACAGCAAUCAUCUGACACGGCUCAUGCUCAGUACUCACACCACCUUUAUGCAAGUUGUAUCUCAAUACCAGCAAAACUUUGGGUUUCCUUCUGUCUUUUGUUUCUUGGGGAUUUACCCUUACUGGUGGUCUUUUUGAAGACUCAUUAUUGCACCCCUUAUUAGCUUAUGUCUGCAUUAGUGCUUGUCUCAGUCGUCAUGCCCUUUAGGUUGUCAUCAAAAUAUAUCAACAACGUACUCUCAGCACCCAUCAAAUCAUUUGGGCUCAAAACUGUUGAAAGUUUUAUGCUUCAUUUUAAUAUACUUACAAAGUUACUGAAAAUGAGAUGUCUAUGAUGACAGGUUGCUGUAUGUUGUGAUUCCAUUCCUUUUCCUCUUUGACUUGCUUUUCUAUUUAAAUGUCAUGUGGGAGUAUUCUCGUACGACCUGGUAAAUCGCAACGUGUUGGCAAAAAAAACUUGCUAUAUGUGUAUGUGCAAAUGUAUGUGGGAUAUCUCUUGACAUGCGGAACGCAGAUUCCUUUGAGAGUCUGCGUUUGAACCCCAAGACUCUGUUGCGAGUCGUUACGAUCUGUUAGGCUUCUCCUUUCUUAACCCAGAUGAGUGGUGCUCUCUGGGGUUUUAUUUAGAGAGAAGGAGAAGUCCCUUUUUGUCUGAUUUGUUUUGUUUGUUUAUGAACUGUCCAAAUACAUUAUAUUUACUGGAAAAAAAGAGAGACAAAACUAUUUUUAAUCUGCACAUUCUACUUUGUUUGUGUAUAUGUUAUAGAUAUUAAUCUUGUUUUUUAAAGAAAUACCUGGAACUAAUGUUCAAGAAAAAAAGAAUAAAACCUUAUUUUGUUC
This is a messenger RNA of Alosa alosa (allis shad), 7759 nucleotides long. RefSeq names its product ETS transcription factor ELK1 (gene elk1). Bases 854 to 2488 code for a protein of 544 amino acids. Gene Ontology annotation, cellular component: nucleus. Gene Ontology annotation, molecular function: DNA-binding transcription factor activity, RNA polymerase II-specific; sequence-specific DNA binding. Lineage: Eukaryota; Metazoa; Chordata; Actinopteri; Clupeiformes; Clupeidae. Gene Ontology annotation, biological process: cell differentiation; regulation of transcription by RNA polymerase II. The record is from RefSeq and is a predicted model, not a curated record. The transcript is spliced from 9 exons.